AGGAAGAGAAGAAGAAGAAGAAGAAGAAGAAGAAGAAGAAGCUUGAAGCAGGAGAAGAAACACUAUUCAAGUCCGUCAAGCCAGCAGCAGGUGAUUGACAUGUUGCCAGUUGUGGUGGUCCAUGGAGGGGCGGGUCAUAUCCCAAAGGAGCGGGCACAAAACUCCACAUCAGGGGUGUCUGCAGCAGCCCGAGCCGGGUACAUUGUUCUCAAGGGAGGGGGCAGCAGCAUGGACGCUGUGGUGGAGGCUGUGACCCAGCUGGAGAAUAACCCCUCCUUCAACGCAGGCUGUGGGUCGGUGCUGAACGUGAAGGGAGAGGUGGAGAUGGAUGCUUUUGUGAUGGACGGGAAAACGCUGGCAACUGGUGCAGUGUCGGCUGUACGCGACAUAGCCAACCCAACCCAGCUAGCGAGACUGGUUAUGGACAAGACGAGUCAUGCAUGUCUCACUGCAGAGGGUGCCAAACAGUUCGCCCGCUCCAUGGGCGUCCCUGAGGUGCCUAUGGAGUCCCUCAUCACCGAGUACUCCCGCAUGCGCUGGAGGAAGAACCUGGCACCUGAUGCCAACCCUGUGGAGUGCCAAAUGGGGAAGAUGGGCACAGUCGGGGCCGUGGCAGUGGAUAGUGAGGGAGUUGUAGCCUGUGCGACCUCCACUGGUGGGAUGCUGAACAAGAUGGAGGGUCGGGUGGGGGACACACCCUGCAUAGGUUGUGGAGGUUAUGCUGACAACAACUCAGGAGCAGUGUCCACUACAGGCCACGGAGAAGCUAUCAUGAAAGUUGUUUUAGCCAGACUCAUCCUGUUCUACAUGGAGCAAGGUCAGUCAGCAGAGGCAGCCAGUGACUCUGCCCUGGUCUAUAUGAAGUCCAGAGUGGAUGGUCUUGGUGGUGUGGUGACGGUGGACCCUCAGGGUAACUGGGCCGCUCGUUUCUCCAGCCGGCAGAUGGCGUGGGCUGCAGCCCAGAAAGACACGCUGCACUACGGCCUGUACACUGGAGAGCACUUCACACAGAGCAUUGACGAGCCACACUGACACUUCACACAGUUUUCAGACUUUUUCAUUUGCACUAAUAGGAGAAAUCUACCGAAAUCAGAAAAUGAAUACUUCUUAUUUGAUUAGUUGUAUUGUGGAUGGACAGCUGUUGAUUAAAUGUACAGUCAGGUACCAGGAGAGGAGCCGUGCACAGACAGUCGAACACACAAUCUGUUUCAUUGAUUGUGUGAUAGAAACAUACUAAAAAGCCCAACUGAUUGGUUCUACUACUUGAAAUUAUCUUCAGUGAGUUAAGGCACUGAAAGCACUGUAGAGACCCCUUACGCACACAUUGCUGCAGCAGCAGGAUUCCUGAGGAGCCGACCUCUGACACCCUCAGAGUCAGGUUGACCUUUCCCACUCAGGCUUUCAUGGACUCAGAAGGCAGACGUCCAAUAACAAACAAUGUUCAGGUAAUCUGACACCACAGUGAUUGAAAAAUCAACAUCAAACUCCCUUUGUUUUUGGCCCCAGUUAAGAACUGUCACAAAAUGACAGUAAAUUUAAGCCUUUGCAUUUUCUAAACACAGCCAUGAUCUUCAAACCAACCUCAGUUUAAAUACUAAUUUUCUAUUUUCGGUCACCCUUGUGAAAGAGAUAGUAAAUCUCUUUCAAAAUGGUGACCUGGCCACGAGGGCAGCAGCACGUCAUAAUAAUAAUAAUAACAUACCUUCAUAUUAUCUCACAGGAUCUUACUGUAAUAUUAUCUUAGUACUGUAAAAUGAAACAUCUCCAUCAAUGCAAAGUUGGAACCAGAGCCAGUUAAUGUGAAAUAAUGCUGAUGAUCAAGUUCUGAUUGAAAUGCUGAAAUGAUCUUUUUGUGAAACAUUGAUUCUUAACUAUAAAAGUCUUAAUCUCUGA
Molecule: messenger RNA, 1893 nt
Organism: Labrus mixtus (cuckoo wrasse)
Lineage: Eukaryota; Metazoa; Chordata; Actinopteri; Labriformes; Labridae
Gene: asrgl1
Product: asparaginase and isoaspartyl peptidase 1
Exons: 7
Coding region: 100-1032 (310 amino acids)
Molecular function (GO): asparaginase activity
Source: RefSeq, a predicted model, not a curated record